Closterium sp. Yama58-4 is the source of this 2478-nucleotide messenger RNA. The record is from the annotation of a GenBank genome assembly. NCBI's taxonomy places the organism in Eukaryota, Viridiplantae, Streptophyta, Zygnematophyceae, Desmidiales, Closteriaceae.
AUGGGUACGGAGAAGAAGAAAAAGUCAAAGGCGCAAGCCGCCGACGCGGAAGAGCAGCCGUCGAAGGCGCUAGUCCCAGUGGCCGACGGCAAAUCCUCGCUCGGCGCGCUUCAGCAGGCGACGGAUUUCCUCAUUAAGCCGGAGCCGACGAAGCGCGACAUAAUGGACACGAGCGAGUGGCCGUUACUUUUGAAGAACUACGACAAGCUGAACGUGCGCACGGGGCACUACACGCCAAUUCCCAUGGGGCACACGCCGCUCAAGCGCCCGAUUUCGGAUUACGUGCGGUACGGGGUGAUCAAUUUGGACAAGCCCGUGAACCCCAGCUCGCACGAGGUGGUUGCGUGGAUCAAACGCAUUCUGCGCGUCGACAAGACGGGCCACAGCGGCACGCUGGAUCCCAAGGUGUCGGGCAGUCUCAUCGUCUGCGUGGAUCGCGCGACGCGGCUCGUGAAGGCGCAGCAGGGCGCGGGUAAGGAGUACGUGUGCAUCGCGCGGCUGCACAGCGCCGUCGACAGCGAGGCGACGGUCGUACGCGCUUUAGAGAAACUCACGGGCGCGCUCUUCCAGCGCCCGCCGCUCAUCUCCGCCGUCAAGCGCCAGUUGCGCAUCCGCACGAUCUACGAGACUAAGCUCCUCGACUACGACGCGGCGCGGAACCUCGUGGUGUUCUGGGUUUCCGUCGAAGCCGGCACGUACGUGCGAACGCUCUGCGUGCAUCUCGGCCUCAUGCUCGGCGUCGGCGCGCACAUGCAGGAGCUGCGGCGAGUGCGGUCGGGCAUCCUGAGCGAAAUGAACAACAUGGUAACCAUGCACGACGUUCUCGACGCGCAGUACUGCUACGACAAGUACGGCGACGAGACGUACCUGCGGCGCGUGAUCAUGCCGCUGGAGGUGCUGCUGACGUCGUACAAGCGGCUCGUGGUGAAGGACAGCGCCAUCAACGCGCUCUGCUACGGCGCGAAGCUCAUGCUGCCGGGGCUGCUGCGAUACGAGAACAACAUCGAGGUGGGCGAGGAGGUGGUGUUGAUGACGACCAAGGGCGAGGCAAUUGCGAUCGCCAUCGCACAGAUGACAACAGCAGGCAUGGCGUCCUGCGACCAUGGCGUGGUGGCCAAGGUGAAGCGAGUGGUGAUGGAGCGAGACACGUACCCGCGCAAGUGGGGCCUGGGGCCGGUUUCACAGCAGAAGAAGAAGCUCAUUGCGGGUGGCUUGCUGGAUAAACACGGCAAGCCGAACGAGAAGACUCCGGCCGAGUGGCUCCGGUCGAUUCCGGAUUAUGUGGCGGCAGCUGCGGCGGUGAAUGGGGAGGGGGCGGAGGGAGAGGAGAGGGCUGCGGAUGGUGCUGAUGUUGUUAUGGAAGAGGCGAAGGGAGACGGGGAGGAGAGCACUCCAAAGAAGAAAAAGGAGAAGAAGGAAAAGAAGGAUGGGGAGGAGACUCCGAAGAAGAAGAAAGUGAAGGAUGGGGAAGGUGCGGCUGCUGAGGGUUCAGACUUCGCCGGGCUGUACUCUCUCCCGCCCAAAGGACGUGUCUUCUCCACUGACGCAUCCCGCCUCGCAAGUGCAUCCAACGCGGGCUUCGGCAAUGUCCGCGCGCUGUCCCGCUCGACCCGUCCCCCUUCGGGCCGCCUGACCUCCUGUUUCCGGCCGAAGCCCGCGUGCGUGAGGGCGGCAAAUGGCGCAAGUGACGAUCAGCAGCCCCCUGCGCCGCCUGCGGAGGGCGUGGCGGAAGAUAACCGCCUGGUGCGCGCAGAGCGCGGAGCGCGGAAACUGACGCGCCGAGAGGCGGUGGCGGCGACGCUUUUGGCGCUGGGCGUGACGGCGAGCGGCGCAGACUCCUCACUGGCGGGCGCUCUUAUGCGCGCGGUGCCGUUCCCCGUGGCGCGCGGAUGGAGCGAGGGGCGAUUCGGCCGCGCUGCUGCCGCGGAGGCGAAGGGUGCAGAGAGGGUGAUGACCAUGGAGGAAAUCGACGACGCGGAGGAAGAGGAGAGGCGGGAGAAGCUGAGGAUGAACGAGGAAAAGAGGAAAGAGAGGAUCGCUGUUCGGGAGGAGAAGAGGAGGGUGAAGAUUGCAGAGAAGGAGGAGAAGAGGAGGAAGAAGAUUGAGGAGAGGGAGAAGAGGAGGGCAUUUAAGAUUCGGACGAAGGAGGAGAGGAGGAGGGCGAGGAUUGCAGAGAAGGAAGAGAAGAGGCGGAAGAAGAGGGAACAGGAGAAGGAGAAGCGGCUGAGGAAGGAGCAAGCUAGGCUGGAGAGAGAGCAGAAGGCUGAGCAAGAGAGGCAGGAGAGGGAGCAGAGGAGUGAGCAAGAGAGGUUGGAGAGGGAGCAGAGGAAUGAGCAAGCUAGGCUGGAGAAGGAGCAAGCUAGGUUGGAGAAAGAGCAGAAGAAUGAGCAAGCAAGGCUCGACAGGGAGCAGAAGAAAGAGGCGGCUGAAAAGGCCGCGCAGGAGAAAAAGGCAGAGCGUCUGAAGGCGGCAGCAUAG